AAACCGAUACUCGAUACGUAUUUAUGAAGAUUAUCUAACCCGUAACACACUUGUUAGGAUUCGUCUACUUCCUGAUAUGAAACGGUUACAGAUCUUAAACUUAAAUGGAUUAAAUUCUCAGUUAUAAUGUCUUAGACGUGAAAAAAAUAUGGCUUCACAGAGUGCUAAAAUCCAGUGGCUGAACAGACAACUAGACGCGGCUAAAAUAGAAAUAGAAAGCAACUGUGUAUUCGAUGACCAUUGCCAGCACAGCACCAUUAAACAUAAAGGCAUUUUUGACGCUGAUGACCCGUAUGAUAAACCUGAGGACUACGAUCGGAAUCCUAUUUAUUCGAGAGAUUUUCGGGAUGGGGAAGGCAACGUGAAUGUGAUGAUAUAUGGACCAGUGGAAAGGGAAGACGAACAGAUAAGAAAAGACGACAAAGACGUUCAUAUUCACAUGAGGACCAAUUUCUUUCAACUUAUACAUUUUGAAGACGAAGACGAUUAUCUGCAUUGUUUUCCAAAUGGCUUUGAUGUUGAAAUGAAGUCCUACGGACCCUAUACGGUAUACUCUUUGGCCAAAGACGUCAAAUUCCAUUCUCAGAAAGAGUCAGAUCCAGAAUAUAUUCGAAGAGCUAGAAUCCACGAAUCACUUAUGCGUGAUCGCCGUCCGACGAUAUUACCUGAGCAAGUUGCGACUGCGCCUCCACCCUGUUCCCGCGGCCCAGCCCAGUGUCCUAGUGCUGAAACGAGUAACGCACCGUACUUGGAUCUUGAGGCAUACAACCGACCAAAUGAUAAUAAAAGGUUAACUAUCAAGUCCAAAAACAAUACACGUGAAAAUAUGAAAGCAAUUUUGAAAAAUACAGAUGUUCAACGUUUUAUACGAGAAAGUCGAGGAAAUGCUGUCGAUAUUUUUGCUUGUCAUUGGGAGUAUAGAUGUCACCAUAACGUUGAUUUAUACCGAUUUAGCUGGUUCCACGGUGAUGUUAGUAAGGAUGAAGCCAAGGCGAGACUCAGAGGAAAACCGGCUGGUACAUUUCUGAUAAGGAAAGCUUCCUCAAGUCCACCUAACACAGACGCAACUUAUAAAACAGCAUACGCUAGUGGUGCCAAUCCAGUUCUGCCUGCUAAUGCUACACAAGAAUAUACGAUGGACUUUAUAGAUGACAACGGAAGACACCAAAAGCUAAGGAUUAUCAAACACAAUGAAAAGUAUCAGUUCAUUGAAUCUAAGGAAAAGAAUUUUUCAGAAAUUUGGCAGCUGGUUAUGGUUGUCAUGGUUAUUGGGAUUGAAAUCAAGGAUAAAAAGAGCUCUUCUGGCUGGAAAAGACUGGAUGUGAAACCAUUACGGAAUAAACUGUUACCACCCUAAUGCAUUGUGUGAUUGUAUGAUAUUGCACGUCAUCAGUAGUGUAUGAUUCAUAAGGUAAAUAUAGUGUUUCGGCGGGUGCAAAAAAAAUGUAUUUCUAAAUAUGACUUGCAGGAUGACAUUUUAAAUGUUUUUAAAUUAACGUGUAGACGAGAUUUACUUGCUAUUUACACGCUUAUGUGCUAGAGGGAGCAACAGACGUAAUAUAACAGAGAUUUUAGGAAGCGUGUAUGUGUAUACGUGACAAAUUGUGUAAAAAUUAUAUAUGAUACAUUAGUAAAGAUCAAAAAGAUUUUGAUUGAUAUGCACCAUCAUUUCAUUUAAUUGUUUGUACAAAACACACAUUUGCGCGUAACUGUUAGACAUUUCUAAUACUAUACUUCAUUUUUGUUGUGUUUACUAUACUUAGAUAUGUAUGAUUUUGCUGAAUGUGUACUCGGUGUUUUCAAAUGCUAUAUAAUAAUGAUUAUAAUCUCCUAUAAACA
Messenger RNA from Mya arenaria, 1839 nucleotides. RefSeq lists its product as uncharacterized. Bases 149 to 1357 code for a protein of 402 amino acids. Gene Ontology annotation, cellular component: phosphatidylinositol 3-kinase complex. The transcript is spliced from 5 exons. NCBI's taxonomy places the organism in Eukaryota, Metazoa, Mollusca, Bivalvia, Myida, Myidae. Gene Ontology annotation, biological process: phosphatidylinositol phosphate biosynthetic process. The record is from RefSeq and is a predicted model, not a curated record. Gene Ontology annotation, molecular function: 1-phosphatidylinositol-3-kinase regulator activity.